AGGGGUGAGGCGGGCGGGAGGCCCGGUGGUGGUGCGGGCGAGGGGCACAGAGGUGCGGCCCUGCCCUACCCUCCCCCCAGACGCGACAUGUUGCCCUGGCCUCCUCCGUGGUGGGACGCGGGUGAGGAGCAGGUACCCCAGGAAGAAGGCCCCUGGGCAGGCAGUGACCCCGACGAGGCCUGGGACUCUGGAGAGGAAGCCCUUGGGGAGCCAGGAACACCCCCACCGGACAGCCCUCAUGCCCUGUCCCGAAGACCUUCCUGGAUCCAGAGAGAGCAGCUGCUGCCCCAGGGUCUCACAGGCCUGGCUGCUGAGCAGCCCCGGGGAACCCCAGGUAGGUACAGGACCUUGCUGCUCUUACCCCCCAAGACCCUUUCACCGACCCUGAGCCUGUCGUAAUCUCUUCAAGUUUCCCCCCCAGUGCCCCUUUCCCCCCAGAUGGCCUGGGACAUGGCCCCCUCAAGAAUGACCCUGCUAGCACCCUGGGACCUCCACUACGAGGCUAAAGCAGGACCUCGGCUGGUGUGGGGGCCCAGCUGUGCAUCUGGCGUUGCCUUCUCAGGCCGGACCUUGUGUCAUCCCUCAUUCUGGCCGCUGUACGAGGCAGCUUCAGGCAGGAGCCUCAGACCCCUGGCCCCUGCAACAGGACAUCAGAAUGGAGAGCAGGCGCCCGGGGAUGCAGGGUUCCAGGUGAUAUGCUGUGAAGAUGUCUUCCUUUCAGACCCUCUGCUGCCCCCUGGGCAGCGUGUUCCCGUGUACCUGUCUGAGGCCUCUCAGCAGGUGAUGGGCUCUCUGAAGCUGCUGCUCCCACCCCCUAUUAUGUCCCCUUGGGUCCUCCCCACCUCAUCCCCUGGCUGCUCCACUGCCUGGCUCAGCGGGCCUGAGCUGAUCGCCCUCACUGGCCUCCUGCAGAUGAGCCAGGGGGAGCCGGGACCUAGCUCCUCCAUCUCCUCUGGGGCUCCCACGCCCCCUGGUGGCCCCCCGGACCCUGUCUCUGACCACCCAGGCCCCAGUGGUGGCCAGAGUUGUUCUCACUGCGCUGACUCAUCUCUCCCACGGACCCCAGACACUCAUUGUCCAUAGCCCCUCUGGGGCAGAGUGGGCCCCCUAUUCCCCCAGGCAGAUUCUGUUGACAAUAAAACAGUGUUGGUUUGCAAACAG
Ceratotherium simum simum (southern white rhinoceros) is the source of this 1161-nucleotide messenger RNA. NCBI's taxonomy places the organism in Eukaryota, Metazoa, Chordata, Mammalia, Perissodactyla, Rhinocerotidae. The record is from RefSeq and is a predicted model, not a curated record.